GUAUGGAGACUAUUUACUGAAGGCAAAUGCUCUGAAAUAGUUGAUGCAAUAAUAACAGACUCACUCCAUUUAUCUGAAGCUCUAAGAUCAAUUCAUGUGGGACUACUGUGUGUCCAACUAUGUCCAGACGAUAGGCCAAACAUGUCAUCUGUGGUUCUGAUGCUGAGCAGUGAAUCUGCACUGCCUCAGCCAAAUAUGCCUGGAUUCUUUACUAGUAAAAGUAUGGUUGGCGAUAGUUCUUCAUCAAGCAGUUAUAAACAAUACACAAAUAAUGGCAUGACACUUAGCGUAAUGUCUGCUAGAUAG
Molecule: messenger RNA, 306 nt
Organism: Sphenostylis stenocarpa
Lineage: Eukaryota; Viridiplantae; Streptophyta; Magnoliopsida; Fabales; Fabaceae
Source: the annotation of a GenBank genome assembly